Apus apus (common swift) is the source of this 1332-nucleotide messenger RNA. RefSeq names its product spermatogenesis associated 2 like (gene SPATA2L). NCBI's taxonomy places the organism in Eukaryota, Metazoa, Chordata, Aves, Apodiformes, Apodidae. The record is from RefSeq and is a predicted model, not a curated record. Gene Ontology annotation, cellular component: cytoplasm. Bases 1 to 1173 code for a protein of 390 amino acids. The transcript is spliced from 2 exons.
AUGUGUGCGGGCUCAGCGCUGCGGCAGGAGUACGGGCAGGAGCACCGGGAGCGGCACCUGGAGCAGCACCGGGACCAGUACCGGCGCUGCCUGGAGCGGGAGCCCUGCUCCCGUCCCUCCUUCGAGCAGCGGCUGCGGCAGGAGCUGCGGCGGGAGCCGGCGCUGCUGGGGGCCCUGCAGCCGGAGGCUCCCUCCGUGCUGGCCCGGGGGCUGCAGGGCCACCCCGAGCUGGGCCCGGCCCUGCGGGGCUUGGCCAGCGCCUUCCGGCUGCUGGAGCUGGCGGCUGCCAACCUGCACCUCUACCCCUGGCGCAGGGAGUUCGGCACCAUCCAGACCUUCUCCGGCGCCUACACCCACCUGCUGCGUCCGGUGCUGCCUGAAGCCGAUCUGGUGCGGAGCUUCGGCCGGCUGGGCUACGAGCAGCGGGACCCGCACAGCCUGGUCCUCUCCCAGCUUCCACCGGAGCCGGAGCUGGUGGCCACGGCCUGUGGCUUCUUGGCCUGCCGGCUGGAGUGUGAAAUCCUGGCGGAGGUGCUGGCACGGCUGUGGCCACAGCAGGUCAGCGCCCAGGAGCUGCUGGAGGCCCGGCGGGUGGCUGGGGACCCGGAGGCCUGCCUGGAGGUGCUGCGGCGGGGGACACAGCGCCAGGAUCUCUACCGGGAGGUGCCAAGGAGGGGGUGCCAGGCAGCUGAUGACAGCGUGGAUCUCUACCAGGAGCCACCAGCCAGCCCUGAGGAGAUGGAGGGAGAGGACGUGGCCCCCCCAGCAUUGUGGAAGGACCCCAGCAGGCACCAGGGCUGGCACUGCAAGCACGGACAGGAGCCGGUGCCUUCCAUAGGCAGCCCAGGCCUGGACAAUCCCUCCUCUCCCCUCUUCCCAGAGUCAGAGCUUGGCACAGGGAGAAGCCCCCCCGUGUUGGGGGAACAGGAUUUACCCCCUGCUGCCCCCAGGCUGACCUGCUACCAGCUGCACUCCUGCCUGGGCCAGGGCGCACUGCCCUCCUACUGCUGCGGCACCUGCCAGCAGCUCCACGCUGGCGGCUGUGCUGCCGGGCGGGAAUGUCGCAGCCGGCACCGCGGGCAGGAGCUGCAUGGGGAGCGGCAGCAGCGGCUCUGGCUGCAGCGGACAGAGGUGGACAUGCUGCUGGCUGACAGCACCACACUCCGCUCCUAGCCCCCCCCGCCGGGCUGCUGUUGGCUGUGCUCAUCGCAGGAUGGGGAAACCCCCACCCCAGGGACACCAAAACACGGCAGUGGGGCCGGUGUUGGGCUCCAGCCCCAUGUUUCCCCUCGAACCGGCUCGGUGCAUCCCAGUAAAGUGCUGCUGUCUCAU